AUGGCGACGAAAAGCACGGCAGACGCAGGCUACGAAGUCACGCCCGCACCCUUUCCAGCACCUUCAAAAACCCAAACAAGCACCAUCAGCGGCCAUCCCACCACAGCAACAACCCUCUACUUCGCCGACAAGAUUCUUAUAACAAUCACCCAAAAUGGAAGAUUAGCACACUGGGUCCAUGUUCCCCUCGACGUCUCCGCCACGGACUCCUCCCUCACAUCCCACGACCGCGACCCGGACGAUCCCUCCAGCGAACUGCUACCCAUGCACCAGCUCACCGCGACCACCAUCCUCGGCGGCACCGUGCCCGAAUUAGACGUUCUGGGCCAGACGCUUGCAACAAAUAUAGCGAGCGCGAUCAAGACGCGAAACGAGCGCGAGCUGAGGACGGUCGUGCUGGGAACGGGGUUGGACAGAAGUAUGAAAGGCAGGGCCGAGUUCAGUGAGCUGGUCGGGCUAGUGCUAGAUGUGCUUUGA
Molecule: messenger RNA, 477 nt
Organism: Didymosphaeria variabile
Lineage: Eukaryota; Fungi; Ascomycota; Dothideomycetes; Pleosporales; Didymosphaeriaceae
Exons: 2
Coding region: 1-477 (158 amino acids)
Biological process (GO): proteasome assembly
Source: RefSeq, a predicted model, not a curated record